Molecule: messenger RNA, 4386 nt
Organism: Saccostrea cuccullata (small rock oyster)
Lineage: Eukaryota; Metazoa; Mollusca; Bivalvia; Ostreida; Ostreidae
Exons: 34
Molecular function (GO): protein binding
Source: RefSeq, a predicted model, not a curated record
UAGUAAACAGGUACACAACAACCUGACAAGAGAAAAGGUUUCAGUAUGAGGAGUAAAAGGGAAAGAAAAUGAGGAUAACAGUUCAGUUUCUUAGAUCAAAAUGUAAAGGUCCAUUGCCAGCAGCAGAAUAUAUAGACCUCUCCAAUUCUGAAAUAGUUGUAAUAGAGAAGCUAAGUAACUGUCCAAAAUUGCAAACACUUAGUCUAAGAGGAAAUAAGAUUUAUGAAGUAACAAAUCUGGAAUGCUGUCCUCAGCUGUGGAAUGUAGAUCUUAGUAGUAAUGAGAUUAAGAGUUUGGAUGGACUCUCUCGUUUUGUUGCAAUAGGAACAUUAAAUCUUUCUAACAAUGACUUAACAUGGCAUGAACUUGGGAAAAUUCGCCACAUUCACAUCCUGAACCUUAGUCUCCAUGGCAACAGUCAAAUGGAAAAAGAUCCAUAUUAUCGGAUUCAUCUUAUAGACUGCCUACCAAAUGUGUGGAUGCUGGAUGGACGUAUAAUUACAUCUGCUGAGAGACUACAAGUCAAGCACUUUUUCCAAGAUUCAGCAUUAACUUCUAAACCAAUAAGACACAAAUUGUCCAAAGAAUGGUUCAUACCUACAGCCAGAAAAAGAGUAGAUGUCAAUGGUAUCUAUGGACCAAAGGCAACCAAAGUCAUGACCAGUUUCCCAGCAAAUGGUGUGCACAAUAUAGAGAUAGACAAGAAGAGAUUAAAAUACCUUGGCUACAAUAUUCAGGAGGACUUGAUCAUAGACAAAAAGUACACAAAUAGAGAAUUCCAGGUGAUGAAGUACAGAAGUAACUUUAUUGAGGAUGGAUUAAACAGAAAUUGAGACAGAGAGAAUUAACGGAAAAAAUGUGAUCAUGUAUUAUUAUUACGACAGGCUUCUCUGGAAUUUGUACUACCAACACACCUGGUAAAGGAAACAUUUACAAGCAUACACAUGCAUGACAUACAAGUAUACUCCAUGGACCUUUUCUUCUUACCAAGAGAUGUGAGGUGUCAGUUAGUGUGUAUUUUACUGGGAGCUGUCAAGAUUGAUAAAGAUGUCAAAGAGGAUGGAGGAUUGUAUGACAAAUUGUACCUGUGCCUUUUCUACACUGUCAGUGAGCUAGUCAAACUAAGCCAUGCCUCUAAUACCAAACACUCUCCUGUCAAAUAUAAACUCAACACAUUAUAUUAUGAUUACAAAACUCUCCUAGCAUCAGAAGUGGUCCAGCUGCUGUGUAUUGUUCCAGCCUUUUUCCAAUAUGUUGCCAAAGACGUUGGUGUGAUGAACUUAGUGGUCACUGCUACUGGGGAUCAUGACAUCAAACAAAAAAUUACAGCUGUAUCCACAUCAGUGUCACAAGAAGGGGGGGAGGUAAGAAGGUUGUAUGAAGAGUUAUCAGAGCUUCUGCUACAGAAAGUCCAAGAACAGUCCCUGAAUAUCAGCAACAAAGCUCCUAAGAUGUCCAAGUGUGAUGAGAUCCUUACAUCCAGGAAAGCCUUGCCAAUAAGGAAUUCUGGGUCAGUAGGAAUGGCUGAGUUCCACGCUAAAGGGAAAACCAGUCCAGAAAAGGAUCCUCCCAGAGUACUCAGUGCCAAGAGGAGUGCUGAAAGAAAUCAAAAGAAAUUUCCUCAUCUUGGAGACCCAUUGCUUCUUGGACCACAGACCCUUGGAAAGAUUGUGUCUCUGCCUCAGCCUUUUGUUGCAUUAGUUGCCAUGGAUUCUGUGCCAGUUGCUAACGGAGCUAUGGAGAGUAAGCUAAAGGUCAGUGAGGAUCAUUAUACCUAUGUCAACAUGGAUCAGCUGAUGUGGGACGAUGCCCUGUCCUUCUGGAAACCAAAGGGGGCUAUCGGAGACAGUUUGCUCUUGGAGUUUAUUGCUACAUUUAAGUAUAAAAACAGACUGACACUACACACUGUGGAGGACUUACAACGAGAACUAGAACUAAAAGCAAACCUAGCAGACAAGACUCAGAGACCCAAUACCCCUGACUGGAUAACCUCUAAUGACCCUAACACGCCCCUCAUUUACUCCCCGAGGGUUCCUCCUGUCACCCCUCCAGAGACCCCCAAAACUAAGAGAAAGCAUGUUAGAAUUAAGCAGAGUUGCCCCCCUUUGUCCUUAAACACUACACCAAGACCAAUGUCUUCAGUUUUAAAAGACAAAUUGGACUUGAAGUUAGAAAUGAGUCGCCGGGCCAUGUCCGCAGGAGGUGCACUGGAGCGUAACCACCCCCAUCAAAAUCAGGUUCAUGUUCCAGUAGAGCAGCAGCCAACACAUACAACUCCUGAACCAGAGACAAAAGAGACGAGUACGGAGACCGAGCCCCAGGCCCAGAAGACAGAACACGAGAAGAGUGAUGCCUGUCUACACUGUGCUCUGGAAGCGGCCAUGACAGAAGACAAACACAAACAGGACAAUGAACAAGCUCCUUCUGCCGAGGGGGGACAAGAGGAGGCCAGGGAACACUUUCAAAGUGGAAAAGAAGCAGAUACCAGUGCAGAAGAACAGGUGCCCAAAAGUGAAGUUAAAUCAGAGGAAUCCUCAGGACACCCCCACCCCAGGGACCCCGAUAUCCCACCUGAGGGAGCCGUGAAAAAACAGACGUCAGAGGAGGCGCUGGCAGUCACAGGCCUGACCCUGAAGAUGCAGAAUUCAGGGGACGUCCAAGAGACACCCAGAACCAGUGGGGAGACAACAAGUCGUAGUGAGGUCAAGGGGUCAGGAGGUCAAGGGACAAAUACCAGCCGACAGACCACACCUAGGAGUGGACAGAGACCUACUUCAGGAAAGAAGAAUGUGAACACCCGACCAUACAGUGCAGUGGAUGCUUACAGGUAUAUUGUAGCUCAUCCCAAGAAACCCAGUGUGGAGACCGGUUACAACACAUCAUACCAAAGACAGAGAACAGAGGCCUGGAAACAGACAACAGGAAAACAAUCUACAAUGGAGGACGUUAUAAAGGUUUCUGUGGUACCUGUUGUAUCUAAAUCAGAAGACACCUGCACAGAACUUAGCAAUCCUAUGGAUGUGGUGAUGAUGCAGAGACAAGGAAGGAGAAAGUCUCCCCCACCCCAGAGACCAUCUUCUCCUGCUGCCAUUAUCAGAAUCCAGUCAGCCAAUCAGGACAGCCCUACUAAAAGACCAUCCAGUGCACUUCAUGUCAAGGUGGGCUCUGAUUGGCUAGCUGGAGGUCGUGAUCUUUUCUGGGAAAAUGUUCAAAGGAGGCCAAGGUCAGGACAUGUACCAGGGUGGAAGGAAGGACUUCCUGAAAGCAUGAAAAGACCUAGAUCAGCUGUAGCUAACAGAACCCUGAGGAGAUCCCGAGCCUCCACCCCAGUCACUCCCUCCUCCUUGUUGUAUGAAAGCAUGCUUCAUGGUUACCCGACUCCUAAUGGAUCCCUCCCAGAACUAACUGACCUCUCUGACUACCCCCAUCCAUCGGGCAGUCACCGCUUACGCAUGCUUGGUACCCCCCAGGGGGGACAAGCGGACUUUUACACAAUUCCACCACACGAUACUGUAUAUAGCUACAGCAACCCACCCUGCACACCUAUGUCCACUAGUGCUAAGUUAAGCUUCAUCAGUAUGCAGUGUAUUCCUGAGUCCUGGCCGGAGGAGCGGGUGGCUGGAUACAUUAACAGGCUGGAGGUCCACCAUUGAUAAGGGGGAUCCAUAAAUACAGAUAUACAUGUACAACGGACAAAUAGCCAAUCACAAGUUACCAUCUUAAAUAAUUAGAUCAAAUUUAAUUUUUUUAAGUAGCUUAUUUACUUUUAAGAUUGUUUUGAUGGUAACUGUUUACAGGUUUAUGUACAUAAAAAUAUGUAUAUGCAUACAAGUAAAAUGAACUUCUUAUUCAUUAAAAUUCUACAUACAAUUUAUGAAUUAUUUAAUCAUGUCAAAUUUUAUUUUCAUGUUUAAUUUAUGAAGAUUGAAAAUCUGUGAUAAACCUAUAUCUUGUGAUAAUUUAUAUUGUGCAGUUUAUGGGGUAAACAUACACAAACUCUUAAUUUUUUUUUGGAUUUAAUUGGUUAAUAUAUACCCACUAGUUUAUUGUAGAACAAGUUUGGAGCUGCUACAUUAAAAUGAAUAUUUUAUCUAUGAAUUAUUAAAGAACUGUUUGAUAUUAGCGUUGUUGGUUCUAUAGUUAAAGUCUGUAUAAAGUGUAUUUCUAUAAAAUGAGAAUGAAUUUUACCAAUUUAUUCAGAAAAUUUAGUCUCUUGCUUUAGCAUCAUUGAACUGUGCAUUUGUACAUAUACUCUUCAAAUGAUUGGGGUAUAAUCUGUUUGAAGGUAACGGAAUUUGUUUAGAAAAGAGAUUUUUUUGUAGAAAUUUUUAAAAAUAAAGUUUGAAAUUUUCUUGGAUUCUUAAGUAAAGCUAUUUGUAAGAACUA